AUGCGUUAUGCAGUGUUAGUUUGUGGACCAGCAGGAUCAGGAAAAUCAACUUUCACAUCUUCAUUAAUCACACAUGCUCAAACCCUCGGCCGAACUUUACAUUUAUUUAACCUAGAUCCAGCUGCUGAAGAAUUCGAAUAUGAACCAUCGAUUGAUAUUCGAGAUUUGAUUUCUUUAGAAGAUGUUAUGGAAGAACUUGAGUUUGGUCCGAAUGGUGGAUUAGUUUAUUGUUUUGAGUAUCUUUUAAACAAUUUAGAUUGGUUACAAGAAAACUUAAAUAGUUAUGACGAAGAUUACCUAAUCAUCGAUUGUCCAGGUCAAAUCGAACUCUACACCCACUUUAAUCUUAUACAAAAAAUCGUUCAAGUCUUAAUGGGUCAAUUCGAUUUUAGAUUAUGUGCAACAUAUUUACUAGAAUCAAACUUCAUCUCAGACCGACCUAAAUUCUUCUCAGGUGUACUAUCCGCAACCUCAGCCAUGAUAAACCUAGAAAUCCCUCACAUCAACUUGUUAUCGAAAAUGGAUUUAAUCAAAUCAGGUAGAUCAUCCGGUUCUGGUAGUAUAGACCAAAUCGGUCCCAAAGAAUUACAAAGAUAUCUUGAUCCUGAUCCUGAUUUACUAAUCAAUGAACUUAAUUCGAAAACUAAUCCAAAGUUUCAUACACUUAAUCAAGCCAUUAGUCAACUAAUUCAAGACUUUAAUAUGGUCUCUUUUCUUCCAUUAGACGUAACAGAUGAAGAAAGUUUAAGUACGAUCUUAAGUCAUAUAGAUAAUUCAAUGCAAUAUGGUGAACAUGAAGAACCAAAAGAACCAAAGGAUCUUGAAGGUGAUGGAUGUGAAGUUGAAGUUGAAGAAGUAGAUUCAAAUUAA
Melampsora larici-populina 98AG31 is the source of this 870-nucleotide messenger RNA. RefSeq lists its product as uncharacterized. Gene Ontology annotation, molecular function: GTPase activity. The record is from RefSeq and is a predicted model, not a curated record. The transcript has 7 exons. NCBI's taxonomy places the organism in Eukaryota, Fungi, Basidiomycota, Pucciniomycetes, Pucciniales, Melampsoraceae. The coding region runs from base 1 to 870 and encodes 289 amino acids.